This is a messenger RNA of Xiphias gladius (swordfish), 4380 nucleotides long. Its product is annotated as bromo adjacent homology domain-containing 1 protein-like. The coding region runs from base 234 to 2888 and encodes 884 amino acids. The transcript is spliced from 7 exons. Gene Ontology annotation, molecular function: chromatin binding. NCBI's taxonomy places the organism in Eukaryota, Metazoa, Chordata, Actinopteri, Istiophoriformes, Xiphiidae. The record is from RefSeq and is a predicted model, not a curated record.
UUUGCCUUCAUGAAGUGGACUGCGAGACCACUUUGGUGUGACUGACCAAUAGCCUGCCUGAUAUCACCCGUCUGAGGACAUGGCUGAAAUGCUCGGACUGGCCUGUACUUUAAGUACGGAUAACACACUCAAAACGGCCAGUCUGUACAUCGAUUCCAUCUUUGCAGCCCAAACGAAUUCAUUUCCGUCGACGACAGAGGACAACCUAAAGAGGCUCCGUGGAGAAGCAUGUGAUGACUCACGCAAGGCAGAAGGGUUCCCUCAGGCAGAGCCGCAGUAGUGCUGAGUGGUGGGACAACUGUCCUCUUAGGCCACAUGGUGGCAAUAUGGGCAGCGCCAGGCCUGAGCGCUCACUACGAUUUGGAAGGACAAAGAAGAUAAGUAAGAUCAUCAAACAAGGUAAAGACAUGGCCAAGAGGAUGACUCACAAAAGGGGGAGAAGAGAAAAAUCCGAUAAGAACAGAAAACUUGACCGGAGACGUGACAAGAAACGGGACAGGAAGUGUUAUCCUUUGAGGGGGAGGGCUGGGGGUUCAGGUGGGGAAGGACUCAGCUGCCAUGUCCUCCUCACCCGAUUGGAGGAAAGCAACCGUGAAAAGAAGAGUUCUGAAGAAAGGGAAGGAAACAAUGCACGCCGACAUUUAUCCCUCAAACCCAAACCCAAAAAAGGGAAAAGCAAUGAAAGAAGAGAGGAAAAGACAUCACCAAAAAUCAAAUCAAAGUCAGUUAGCCCAAGUCAUGGUGAAUGUAUUCAUGUCUUACAACCACGCAAGCGCCGACUGGCUUCUCUCAAUGCUGAGGCAGUGAACAGUCUACUGCUUGAAAGAGCUACUGACCCUCAGCCAGCAGCCAAACAGGCCAAGAGACAGGAAGAACACACAAAUGGAGGGGGUUCCCAAGAUGCAGAACCAGCCAGAAGUGGUGUGCCUGGAGGUCUGAAGGCUUCACGAGGAAAGAUCAAUAAAGUCACCACAUCUCACAGACCUGACCUGUGCCAAAGCCUUAAGUCGGUCAAGAAGGCCAAACUCAACCAAGGCGAUGAGAGCGGCAGGAUGAGUCAAGAGAGUCUGGAUGCCCCCGCCCCCAGACGAUUGGCUGGACUCAACGCUGCAGCCCUGCUGAAGUUAACCAGCUCCUCUGCCACCAGUAAACAGAGAGUAAAGGCUGCACCCACAGCUACUAUCACAUCAGACUGCAAGGCUCCUGCUGCAGUCUCAACCCUAAAACAGCACACCAGAGUCAAACUUAAACAGAAAGGGCGAUCUCAAAAGCAGAAGGGGAAAAAGACCCCUCCCCUGCACAGCAGCUGCAAAGCCUGCAAGAAGAAGGCUGACUUUGAGCCCAAAGUGGAGUGGGAGACCGGCAGCUGCACCCAUAGACUGACCAAACCAGGCUACCAGUCACGCAGCAUGCUAGCAUACCCACUACAGCAAGUGAAGGAGGAGCAGCUGGAGACCGAACUGAGCCCAUACUACUGCUGUCCCCCAGAGGGCUCAGUGGAAUACUGCCACCGCUUGGCCUUCUUCCUGGGCCAGCAGUCCUACGGAGAAUCAGACGACCAGCCUCUUAACACAGCCAUGACCCCUGUGAAGCGCGAGUGCCUCGUAACCUCACCAUCCCUGACCCAUUCCCACCCACACACAGCCCUGACUCUCAGCCCCCACCCCUGCCUCUGCACCGCUGACCACUGCUUCUCCAGCUACUAUGUCCACAUUGCCCAUCCGAAACACACUGGAACAACGUCACCAACCCUGGCAUCACGACCUCUGAACUUUGCCCCUUCCAGUUUGUGUCCUAAUCGGAUGACUGGCUCCAAGCUGCUGGGUCCACGGGUGUCCCAUCCCUCAGGGCUGGCCCACCCCGCCUACUGCAACUCUGUUGCUUCGCCUUGUUAUGGCGAUGCCUGCGGAAUCAGUGGCUACACCUACAGAGCCAUGCCUCCAGUCACCAGCAGGGGUUGUUCUUUCAGCACAGGAUGCACUGGAUGUACACAGAGCAUCAAAACAGAGGGUUACUCCUCCCCUCAGGGUGAGCAUAGCCCCUCUCUCCUGGUUCCCCCCUCCCUGCCCAUCUCCAGCUGCCCUCUGUCCAGCGUGCCCACUUCCACCCAGACUAAACCCCACCUGCUGACCCCCCUGUCAGGGCGAGACCAGCCCCAGGCCACGUUAAAGCUGGCCAGGGAAUGUCCGCAGAGCACCAAGCCCUCUAACGGCUCCCUGUCCAUGGGUCGCACACGGCUGCCACAGAAACAGCCGUCGCCCGUGCCAAGCCUCAGUAGCACCAAACAAAAGAAAAUCAGCCGCAGACGUGCCACCAAUGGCUGGAGGCCUGUUGGAAUGCCCACAGAGAGAGAGGUCUUCAUUGCGGGAGAGGAUGAGACGGCCCUGCGGCAGUGUUAUGAAGGAGUCGAGAGGGAUGGUGAAGUGAUACGUGUCAGAGACACCGUGCUGCUACGAUCGGGCCCAAGGAAGAAAUCCCUCCCAUAUGUUGCCAAGAUAUCAGCGCUGUGGGAGGAUCCAAAAACAGGAGAGCUGAUGAUGAGUCUUUUCUGGUACUACCGACCUGAGCACACCCAGGGAGGCCGAGAUCCCAGCGCACACUGUGAGAAUGAGAUUUUCGCCUCUCGGCAUCAGGAUGAAAAUAGUGUGGCCUGCAUAGAAGACAGAUGCUACGUUCUCCCACUAGCCCAGUACUGUAGAUUUUGUGCCUUGGUGAAGCGACGUGCCGAAGGCGCCCCACCUGGCAGCGCCAGCAUGGUGCCCUGCCGCCCCGACUUUGCACCCCCUUCUCACCGCUGUGUGCCCACAGACGUCGACCCCGAGCUGGUGUAUCUCUGCCGACACGUCUAUGACUUCCGCUAUGGACGCAUCCUGAAGAACCUACAGUAGAGGGCAGAAGGGUUGCCGCAUCUAUGAAUUAAUCGACACAAAGCUCCCGCUCGAAGCUCCUGUGGACCUCACGAUCCAAGGGAAGGGGGAUGAUGGGGUGGGGCUAGUUUUGGCAUGGGGCAGAUGAAGCAAAAAGUGUUUGUGACACAUUAUGAAGCACAGAUCCCUUUAGUCGACUACAGAAGGGGUUACAAUGUGAUGGAUUAAUCCAACUCAGUCAGAGCACCAAUAUUUCCUGGUUUGGAAGAGUGAGGAAGGGACUUUUCGUUCAUCAGUUGGGAUUUUUCAGAUUCCACAAUACUCUGAUUUUACAUGGAAGGUUGCCCCCCCCUGCCUGCCAGGAAUGCUGAGCACCAGACUGAACUGGGCUAUUGUCAGGACCGUGUUUUCCCCAAAGCAUCUUACCACAACAAUCAUGUUUGUUCCAUAUGUAAGCCAAUGGCUCAGGGAUGGUCCGCUGCUAAGGUGCUUCCGGGGAACACAAGCCUGCACUGUCAGCUCAAUCUUAACGGUGUUCAACCAGCCAGGGUGACAGAGCAGCUAAUGGAGAGUGUCGUCUAAUUUUUCCUGAUUUAGUUUGUCUCUGUGUGAGUGCGUUUGAGAAAGAGAGAGUGGGAGAGCGAGUGUUGUCAGUGUGGAUAAAUGGAUACAUGUGGGUAUGUGUGAUGGUUUUUUAGGAGGCUUUCAGGCAAUCAAACCAAACAAGCAGCUUUAGAGGAAGCGGAGCUCUCUCUCCCCGUCCUCUCUCCUAUGUGCCACAGCACACUGACACUGACAGAAACAUUUUCAUCUCAAGUGAUGCUCUGCACAAACUAAAAUACUGUACCUGAAGGGAAUAUGUGAGACAGAUCUUUCUCUACCAAACUCAACUCUACAGCAGGGCUUCUGUAACUUGGGGUCAGGACACUAAAAAUGGCUCUAAACUGAUUCUAUUAAUGAAAUCACACACAAAACAAAAGCCCCAGUGGAUCUUCAAAAUCAUUUUUCCUCUCAGCCACAGUCCACGUUUGAAGAAGUUCUAGAGAGACUCUUUUAAGUGUCCAAUGGAGAGAGCCCUGACUGAGGAGUUGAGACCCUCCUUAGCCAUGUGAAGGCUUAUCAAGGGGAGGGCCAUCUUUCAUAUUUUUUUUGUUUGUUUUGUCUCAUAUUUUUUCACUUUUGCUGUUCUCUGUGACUUGCCUUAUGACUUGCAGGUAGAGCUUUAGGCAGCUAGUCUCACCACAUAUGACAAGGAAGUGGUGGAAUGGGUUUACUGUGUCCCAGGAAAUAGGAUUUUGUUUCUAAUCCACUGACGGCUGUGACAUGAUCACUGAAAAUGCACUGGUUAGGGCUGCAACUAAUGUUGAUAAAAUCUCACAAAAUAAUGAAAAUUAGCCAUUAUGAUAUCUUACAGUCCAAGGUGACACUUUGUCUGUCAAAACCCAAAGAUAAUCCGUUUUUUUAAUCAUGUAGAGAAAGAAAAAGAUCAAAUCUUCACAUUUAAGAGGCUGAA